Molecule: messenger RNA, 542 nt
Organism: Musa acuminata AAA Group (dessert banana)
Lineage: Eukaryota; Viridiplantae; Streptophyta; Magnoliopsida; Zingiberales; Musaceae
Exons: 5
Coding region: 9-350 (113 amino acids)
Source: RefSeq, a predicted model, not a curated record
AAGCCGCCAUGGGGAAACCGUCCCGUCUGGUAAUGCUCUUCCUUAUGCUCUCACUCCCCAUCGCCGCAGCCGCGGCCGCCGCCGCCAUCUCCUCCUCUUAUAGAGUCGACGAAACCGCUAGCCGCUCUCGUGAUUAUGCGUCAACAAUGGGAAAGUCGAAAGGAAGAUAUCUCAUGGAAGCAAAUCAAUGUGCUGGUUGCGUUGAUGGUUCUUUGCAUAAAACCUCACCAGCAGAAGUCCCUGGCAAAUCUCCAGUAGAUCCGUCUACAGCAGAAGUCCUUGGCAAAUCUCCAGUAGAUCCGCCAAAGCCACAACGCCGCCGGGGGAACUCCAUAAACUAUCUAUUUUGAUGAUGGAGCACGACAGAUCCUUAUUUUGAACAGACUUUUCGAUUGAUUGGCACUUUUAUCACUUAUUACUCAAGUGUGGAUGGCGUGUUUCUUUUAUGAAUACUGUUGUUUCUCUUUGGCAUGGAGAUUUGAAUAUGGAUAUGUAUUUUUCAUGAAUAUGACUGCACACAGGAAUCCUGGAUAAUCUUUUGA